UUCCUGAAGUAUCGCUGUCCGCCAUGCUGAGUCUGUUUACAAGGAGGAGCUGAUCCACUGACCUGUGGAGCCAGGUCACGUGACAGAAUGGAGGCGUCGCUGAAAACAUUCAGCCGUUCACCACACACACACCUCGCCAGGAACCCACAAUAAACGGAUAAGGCGACACACUAUGUCGAUCAACUCAGCGCACGGCGUUCAUUUCUCCACGUCGCAAUGAGAUGAGGGGAGCAUGGGGGCCAAAGAGUCGAGGAUCGGAUUCCUGUCGUAUGACGAGGCAGUCAAGCGAGUCACUGAUGUUGAAUUGAAGCGGCUGAAAGAUGCCUUCAAGAGAACGAGCGGCCUCACCUAUUACAUGACCCAGCAGUGCUUUUACAGGGAAGUGCUCGGAGAUGGAGUUCCCCAUAAAGUUGCAGAGGUGAUCUACACCUCAUUCGGAGGCUCGUCUAAAGGGCUGCACUUCAACAAUCUGAUCGUGGGUCUGGUUCUUCUGACCAGAGGACGUGACGAGGAGAAGGCCAAGUACCUCUUCAGCCUGUUUGCCAGCGAUCUCGGUGGGCAUGCAGCCAGGGAAGAUAUAGAGGCAGUUCUGCAGGUCCUGGAUGGAGAAGUCCCGACCUCCCUCAAGAAGUGCUUCAGUGAGGGCGACAAGGUGAACUAUGAGCGCUUCAGGAACUGGCUGCUACAGAACAAGGAGGCCUUCACUUUGUCCCGAUGGCUUCUGUCUGGAGGAGUGUGUGUCACUCUCACAGACGACAGCGACACGCCCACCUUCUACCAGACACUGGCUGGCGUCACACACUUGGAGGAGUCAGACAUUAUAGACUUGGAGAAGCGCUACUGGCUCCUGAAGGCCCAGUCCAGAACCGGCCGCUUUGACUUGGAAACCUUUGUCCCACUGGUGUCUCCUCCAAUCCAUGCCUCACUGAGUGAAGGCCUGUUUCACGCCUUCGAUGAGAAUCGGGACAAUCACAUCGACUUCAAAGAGAUCUCUUGUGGACUCUCUGCGUGCUGCAGGGGGCCCGUUGCUGAAAGGCAGAAAUUUUGCUUCAAAGUGUUUGAUGUGGACCGUGAUGGGGUUCUGUCUCGAGAUGAACUCCAUGAAAUGGUGGUGGCGUUGCUGGAAGUGUGGAAGGACAAUCGCACGGACAUACUCCCUGAGCUGCACAGCAGCGUGACAGACAUAGUAGAAGGCAUCCUAAAGAUGCACGACACAACCAAGCUGGGUCACCUGACCCUGGAAGACUACCAGAUCUGGAGUGUGAAGAGUGCUUUGGCAAAUGAGUUCCUAAACCUGCUUUUCCAAGUCUGCCACAUAGUCCUGGGGCUCAGGCCUGGUAGUCCUGAAGAGGAGGGACAGAUCAUCAGGGGUUGGUUAGAGAGGGAGAGCAGACACGGGCUGCAGCAAAGUCAGAACUGGUUUCUCAUCUCCAUGCUGUGGUGGCAUCAGUGGAAGGACUACGUUAAAUAUGGAAGUCCCUGCUAUUGUCUCCCUGUCCAGGAGCACAAGGGUAUCGUGGUGGAGCAGCCGUCCAUCCUGAGCUCGUUGCGGACUCCAAUGGCCACAGCCAAUAUAGAGUCCGCCCCACCAGACCGACUGGGAGGACUGGGAACCUUCAGCUCGGUCAGCCCCACUGAGGAGAGGUCACCGGAUGCUGUUUCCAGCGCUUCAGAGGCCACAGAGACCGCAGCCCUGAGCCCCCAAGUAGCUCCCUCUGCUACAGAGAGCUGUUUUGCCCGUCAGCACAACGUGUCGGACAACAACAAUCAGUGUUUUUCUGGAGCCAACGGCCACCUCCCCUCCCAGCUGGCAGCACAAAGACCCGGAGCCAUCGACAACCAGACUCUGGUCAAUACCGACCCCAUGAAGGCCCCGACAUUAACCAUGGAGGGUGGCAGGCUGAAGCGCUCCUUGCAGCUGGUGCCUGGCAGAGACUUUGAGACGGUGCCAGAGCCGGUAUGGAGGGCACUCUACCAUUGGUACGGUGCCAACCUCAGCCUGCCGCGGCCGGUUAUCCUGGAGAGCAAGACGGGCCAAGCGGAGCUGGAGCUCUUCCCACGCUAUCUCCUCUUCCUCCGCCAGCAGCCGGCCACGCGCUCCCCCCAGUCCAACAUCUGGGUCAAUAUGGGUAUGACCAGCCUGCGAAUGUUUCCACCGUAUUUACCCCCGCCAAGAGCAGGUAGCGUGCCCUCCCCCAACGCUCCCCUGAAGAGGGUCUUGGCCUACACAGGCUCUUUCAGCCGCAUGGCCACCAUCAAGGACAUCCACCUCUACCUGUCCCAGAGGCUCCGCAUCAAGGAGGAGGACAUGAGGCUCUGGCUCUACAACAGUGAGAAUUAUCUCACCCUCCUGGACGAUGAAGAUCACACACUGGAAAGCCUAAAGAUCUAUGAUGAGCAGCAGCUAGUUAUUGAAGUCCGGAACAAAGACAUGAGCUGGCCUGAGGAAAUGUCUUUCAUUGCCAACAGCAGUAAGAUGGACAGGCACAAAGUUCCCACAGAGAAAGGAGCCACUGGCCUCAGUAACCUUGGCAACACCUGCUUCAUGAACUCCAGCAUCCAGUGUGUGAGCAACACCAAGCCUCUCACGGACUACUUCAUCUCAGGGAGACACCUCUAUGAGCUCAACAGAACAAACCCCAUCGGGAUGCGAGGUCACAUGGCCAAGUGUUACGGUGACCUGGUGAUGGAGCUGUGGAGCGGGACACAGAAGAACGUUGCUCCACUCAAACUCAGGUGGACAAUAGCAAAGUAUGCCCCACGCUUCAAUGGAUUCCAGCAGCAGGACUCCCAGGAGCUGCUGGCCUUCCUGCUGGAUGGCCUCCAUGAAGACCUCAACAGGGUGCAUGAGAAACCCUACGUGGAGCUGAAGGACAGCGAUGGCCGGCCUGACUGGGAGGUGGCCUCUGAGGCAUGGGAGAAUCACCUCCGGAGGAACCGCUCCAUCGUUGUGGAUCUGUUCCAUGGUCAGCUCAAGUCCCAGGUGAAGUGUAAGACCUGCGGACACAUCAGUGCUCGCUUCGACCCCUUCAACUUCCUGUCUCUGCCCCUGCCCAUGGACAGCUCCAUGCAUCUGGAGAUUACUGUCAUUAAACUGGACGGCUCCACACCCGUGCGCUACGGCCUUCGGUUGAAUAUGGAUGAAAAGUACACAGGCCUGAAGAAACAGCUGAGUGAACUGUGCAGUCUGAAGCCUGAGCAGAUCCUCCUGGCUGAGGUCCAUACCUCCAACAUCAAGAACUUUCCUCAGGACAACCACAAGGUCCGUCUGUCUGUUAACGGCUUCCUGUGUGCGUUUGAGAUCCCCGUGCCCGGUUCACCAACGUCACUGAGCUCCCCGACUCUGACAGACAUCUCCCCAAUAGCCAAUGGCUCUGCUGCUAAAGAGAACCCGGGUAGUGAGCCCGUCCUCAUCCCCAACGGUGGGCCCAGCACCAUGGUGCCCUUCAACCCAGAGUCGCCCCUCGCCAAUGGGGUCGCCAAUGGGGUCGCCAAUGGACCCGUCACGCCGAUGCAGGAGAGCCCCUUCAUUGGAUACAUCAUCGCCAUGCACAGGAAGAUGAUGCGUACGGAGCUGUACUUCCUGUCAUCUCAGAAGAACCGGCCCAGUCUGUUCGGCAUGCCGCUCAUAGUUCCUUGCACUGUCCACACUAGUAAGAAGGAUCUGUAUGAUGCCGUGUGGAUCCAGGUGUCCCGACUGGCCAGCCCACUGCCCCCACAGGAAGCCAGCAACCACGCCCAGGACUGUGAUGACAGUAUGGGCUACCAGUACCCCUUCACUUUACGCGUUGUGGGUAAGGAUGGCAACUCCUGUGCCUGGUGUCCCUGGUACAGGUUCUGUCGAGGCUGUACAAUAGAGUGUACAGAGGACAGGGCCUCUGUAGGAAAUGCGUACAUAGCUGUGGACUGGGACCCCACCGCCCUGCAUCUCCGCUACCAGACCUCCCAGGAGAGGAUUGUAGAGGAGCACUGCAGUGUGGAGCAGUCCCGUCGGGCCCAGGCUGAGCCCAUCAGCUUGGACAGCUGCCUGAAGGCCUUCACCAGCGAGGAAGAGCUGGGUGAGGACGAGCUCUACUACUGCUCCAAGUGCAAGACGCACCGGCUGGCCACGAAGAAGCUGGACCUCUGGAGGCUGCCGCCCAUGCUGAUUGUCCACCUGAAGCGCUUCCAGUUUGUAAAUGGCCGUUGGAUCAAAUCCCAGAAGAUUGUCAAGUUCCCGAGGGAGAAUUUUGAUCCCAGCGCCUUUCUGGCUCCCAGAGACCUGGUACAGCACUGCCUCCACUCCCGCAGUGAGAGCGAGGAUCUGCUGAAGGUCAGAGAAGAUAACCUGUCUUCCACCUCUGCCCCCGCUGGCUUCUGCAACCUUCCCAAAGUCUCCCCUGCCUCUAGCAGGAAGUCAGCACCUUCUCUUAGCCGGUCCAGCAGCCCCUCUGGAAGCCCCAAGACCGGCAGUGGAGGUCGCAGGCCAGGCCGGCUACGCCUGCCCCAGCUGGGCAGCAGACACCGCCUCUCUAACAGCAGGGAGAACCUGGACGGAGCUGCUAACCAUGAGGCAGAGCCCAGGGACGAUGCACCACCACCAGACACAGAGGGGAGCGCAGCAUCGGGCCCCCCUGGAUCAGGAGGGGCGCUCACGACAGAGGCAUCAUGCGGGAGCGAGGCGUCCAGCAGCCAGUGCGACGUGAUCCUGAUGAACGGGGACAGCAAUGGGCUGAACUCCGACUGCAGCACAGAGAGCAGCAUGGACCCUGACAACCUGCUGCUCCAGCACAGAGACAACAUUUGUCUGGACGCCAUCUACAACCUCUAUGCAAUAUCAUGCCAUUCAGGAAUCAUGGGAGGAGGCCACUAUGUGACGUAUGCCAAAAACCCCAAGGAGAAAUGGUACUGUUACAAUGACAGCAGCUGUAAGGAAGUGCAGUCUGAGGAGAUCGACGCCGACUCGGCCUACAUCCUCUUCUACGAGCAGCAGGGAGUGGACUACUCCCAGUUCCUGCCAAAGAUCGAUGGCAAGAAGAUGGCCGACACCAGUAGCAUGGAUGAAGACUUUGAGUCCGACUACAAGAAGUACUGUGUCCUCCAGUGAGCGCGCCUCGUCUUCCAUCAGCCAGCACUACACCUGCUCUCUGAGCAGGAAGCAGCAGACGUUCAGCCCUUCUGAAGGAGUCAGAGUUGGCCUGUGGUCCCUGCCCUUAGAGAUGCGUCGCAGCACUUUCUGCACCAACAUGUUUUAAAGGUUUGCCAUGACGACAACGAAGCCCUGGUGAAAGCACUUGUGUACUUUGCUGAGCCCCCCAUCUGCCUCUUCUCCCAUUCUGAACAACCUUCGCCAUAAUAAACAUGUAACAUUAUACUUGCAUACUAACGCAUCUCUGAAUGUAUGCCAGUAUGGCCAACUCAUGAAGUGAUGUUGCUUAGUGAUUGUGCGUUUAUCACUUGUGAUGUCCGGAUGAAAAGCACUUCCACCUGGAGUUAUCAUGUGACCUGAGCCUGGAUAUCUUGGAUGAGGCCUCACAAUGUCCAGGUGUGAAUGCAAAGCCAAUGAUUGGAUACAGGUUGGGUUUGACACGACAAGUGCUGUUGUCAUAUUUGAUGCCACAGAUCAACUUGACGUUGACAUUAGAAAUCUAGUAUAUUGGAUACUAGGGAAACAUAAGUCACACGCUACCUCAUUGCUUCCUGCAGUCUGUCAGCCCUAAAAGUCUGUGACAGUAUUAGUGAUAAUUUUUUUAAGCCCCCCCCCCCCCCCCUUCCUGCUAGGACAUGCUCACAGGUCCUGAUGGACAUAAAAGUAGGCGUUUUCUUGCCAAAGCUGUGUUUCAUUCCACAGCUGCCAAAUAUCAGUGGUGAUUUGUGCAAUGUUGACCUGUAGCUUCUUUGAAACUCAAAAAUAUUGCGUAUCAGUCUGGGUUGCCAUGAUUUUAAAAGAGACACGCUUAAAGAUUAAUAUACAGUAUAUGUUUAAGACUUCUUUUUAGGAGGAGAUUCUGCAAAUGUGUUUUAUAAAAGAUUUAUUUUAUUGUUUAUUUUUUCGUAAAUUAAUCUCACAGCUUCACCAGAGGCAUCAGCCUUGUUUUCCCCGCUGUAGCAACAUGAGCGUUUCAACUGCUGCAUCUCUUAACUGUUGUGAUAAAAGUCGUCUGACACGAGGGUUCAUAUGCUCCGUGAACAGUUGGGCCAUGGGGGAUAACUUGAUUGUAGUUUACCUUUCGUGUCUGAAGAGUCCGCCACUGGUUUAGCAACACACUCCUCUAACAGGAGGCCAGUUAAAAAACAGAUCAAAGUUGAUGUGGCACAACGGAGAUAUCAUCUUUUCUAGUCCACACAGUCGAUACUUUGCGCCUACAUUACCCACAAUGCAGCUCAACGUGUGGGCAUGUUAUGCUAGUAGCGGUUAAGCGGCUUCAGGGGUCUGGUAAGCUCUCCUCUUUAUCUCCACCCCCCCUGAUUUCUCUUUUUACAUUUGCAGACUUGUAGUCUUCAGCUCGACCCGACACUGACUCAAGUGACAUCAGACUUUAAACCGCUCCCUCUGGAGACAUAUAUUUCAUUUUUUUCACACAGUACUUGCUGCACCUGCGAAACAAAGUGUAAUGAGUGAAGUUGGUGAUUCCGUUGAACACCAGGUUUUACUGCCCCCUCUGGUGGAAUGUUGCUCCGCCUCUUCCGUUGACCAGGAAACACAUUUUCAGGGGGCGUUAAGUUCCUCUUCUCAACAUUGCCAUACAUGGAGCAGAUGGAUUUUCUAACUUCUGUGGAUGCUCUAGUAAACUUGAUUUUACUGGAUUACCUACCAGGAAAGAGGGCAGAUCCCUCAACGUCCCAGACUCUCAUGGCCCCUGUAUUCUUCGGGACCAUGUGUCAACAUCUAGUUUUAGAGCUUUUAGUAUUUUAUUUAAUAUUAUACUUAUGCAGUGCAUGUUCCUCAGUGAAUGUGCUUCAUUUAUUUACCAUAACCUAACCUAAUAACAUAAGAUGUAGCACUGUACCCAAUGGGUAGUCCUGAAGGCCCCUAACAGGUUACUUCGGCCCUGCUGAGGCCCAUGGAGCCAAUAAUGUCCUCCAAAGAAAGUUAUAUCAAACUGGGAAAUCAUUGAAAGAUUUCUAGAGAGAAUAAAUGUGCCAAUGGAGAUUGAGACACUUCGAAUCAAUAAAUUCCAGUUAAGUUCUGGCCGCAUUUGGCAACAAGCAAGCAUUCAUUUCAAAAUGUAUGAAGAAUAAAGUUUCUGAUAUUACGUGUGCCGAGUCUAAAUAUCGGUUCCACGCGAGUCCCACAUUGAGGCUGGUUGGAGUCCAGUGGUGUAGCAGCCUGUGUGGAGCCCCUCCUCACUCACUCAGUCUAUCACUGUGAACAGACGUUUCCCCCACUCGGUCUUCUCUUUUUAGCUCCUGUGUUCAUGAGGAGGAGACGCCUUCGUGGAUGUCUUUAGAGAGCUAUCUGUCACUGAAUGGGACGUUAUAAGUACGUUUGUUGAACAAAUGGAAAUGUACAGAUGAGUGCUAUUUAUGUUUGCUUGCUUGGCUCUUUGUCCCUCCCCCGAGCUGCAGACGGUGUCCAUGACGUGGCCCAAAGGAUCCGGCUCUUGAGAACCCAGUUUGUAACAUUCUCUUCAUUUCUAGGUGCAAUAAUGGUCCACCACUCAAACCGCUAAGCGUCCCAUCGCUGAGACCCAAUGAGCAACAACUCAAAGAUGCAGUUAAUAUCAGCACAAUUUUGGUAAUCAAGGAACAAAGAUUUUCUGCACAAAAGAACUCAACUUUGACGCUAAAAUAAGAUAAUAUAUUAAGACCCCCCACCCCCCCACCCCCUCUCUCCCAGAAGAGUAGGUCGGAGUUUCGGCAGGCAGUGCAAUGUACUACUGAGCAGUCUGUCAGUGUCUGUAGACUCAUUUUAUUUAAGUUCAUUUCUGUUUGAUCUGAACCACACGUGUUAAUUUAAAGAACUUUUUUGUAAGAUGUUUGUUGAAAGAAAGUGAUGUUGCACUGACAUGAAAACAUGUACAUAAAAAAUGUGUUUUGUAAAUAAGCCAAUUAAAACUGUAUUUCAGUAUGAACUGUACAAAAUACUGUACUUGUAGUUGUAUAUGGAGUGAUACUGUUGAUCUGUAACAAAAUACCCAAGCAACAAAUUAAAUUCUGCAGCGGAAACGACAA
Cyclopterus lumpus (lumpfish) is the source of this 8154-nucleotide messenger RNA. RefSeq names its product ubiquitin specific peptidase 32 (gene usp32). The record is from RefSeq and is a predicted model, not a curated record. Gene Ontology annotation, molecular function: cysteine-type deubiquitinase activity; calcium ion binding. Gene Ontology annotation, cellular component: Golgi apparatus. The transcript is spliced from 34 exons. NCBI's taxonomy places the organism in Eukaryota, Metazoa, Chordata, Actinopteri, Perciformes, Cyclopteridae. Gene Ontology annotation, biological process: protein deubiquitination. Bases 233 to 5086 code for a protein of 1617 amino acids.